AUGCCGGCGCCCCCCCUGACCCCGGAACAUCGUGAGAGACUGUCCUGUCUGUCGCAGGGCAUCAACGACCUACUGAUGAGCCUGCGCCUUACCCUUCGGGGAUCUCAAUGCGCCACCAUCAUCAGUGCCUACGCUCCGCCAAUGACCAGUUCUGACGAGGCGAAGAUCGAAUUUUACGAAAACCUGCACGCUCUCCUAACGUUUGCGCCGAAGGCGGACAUGUUUAUUGUCCUUGGCGACUUCAAUUCCCAGUCCGGGACACGCCGCGCUGCCAGGAGGGCUGUUGGGUCCUCCCGGAAUCGACGGCCACAACGACAAUGGUCGCCUCCUCCUCCUCCUGCGAAAGUGCGCUGAACCCUGUCUCCUGCCGACCAACAUCCUCUUCCGCCUGUCGAUGCGGAAGAAGGCCACCUGGAUGCAGCCUCCCCCCCGGUCGCGGCGCUGGCAGCAACCGGACUGCGUUCUCGUUCGGCAGCGUGAUUGACAGAAUGUGUUGGUAACCAAGGCGAUCUGCGACGUCGACGGUUGGACGGACCUCCGCCUCUUCAUCUCCAAGAUGAGGCCCGUCUCUAAGCCUGCAGCAGGCCAACUGCGGGACGCUGACCGCCGUGGAUUUCCUCGGCCGCGCACGUCAUCGAAACAAGAACUGAUCUUGAAGAAGGAGACACGAUCGCUGGGACAAGAGCUUAAUUAGCCUGACGUUUCGCAUUUCCUGCAGAUACGGGUGAUUCAUGCAUAAGGGGCUGCAGUAUUUAUAGGAUGCAGUCACCAUGCUACCGCAUACCUAUGAAAAUUCACGGCUCCCCUCUCUUCAUGAGGGAGCGUUGCACUUGGUGUGAUGACUGAUUGAUGGCCGACAUUCGUAUCGUUAAUUACUGCAAAUUCAUCACGUGCGCUGGAUGUUGGUGUGAUGAUGGCUCGAGCAUCUGACCCACUGACCCUGGUGUUGGGAAGAGUGUUCACCUGUGCGCUCCCCGCGUGGCCAAUUACUCCGCCUAGGCGAAGUCUCAGCACCGAGUAUGGAAAGGGAAGAUCAUUGCACUUCUUAAUGGACUGGGGGCCAGAAAACCAUGCCUCAAGCAGCUCCCGGCUCACGCGGUUGUCACCUCUUGCGAGAAUUUCGGCCUCGUCAAAGUUGAAUGUGUGGCCGAAUGUCGUCGAAUGAACCGCAACUUGAGAGCUAGCGUCAUUUCUCCGCACCGCUGCAGCGUGUUCGACCAUUCGCGUUCGGAGCCGUCUUCCAGUUUCUCCGACGUAGUUGCUUUGCCCGCAACUGCACCAGAUCCGAUAAACGACUCCAGGCGUUCCUUGCCGUGGCAGUGGGUCUUUUGGACUGGUUGGACGAGAACGACGCAGCCAUCUGCAACCAGCUCGUCAUUUCUGGCUGACAACGGUCAGUAGGCCAGAAAUGGCCAUUCCUCUCUCCCUUGUCUUUGUCUGUAAUGUUACUCUGCUUAUAUUGCGCGCCGCUGUUCGGCUCCCGGUGAGUCUCGAGAUAGAGUCCCAAGGCACAACGCGGCGAAUGAGUUCCGUAACGCGAUCGGUGGGCGCAAUGAACAAAAGUAUCUUGAAUAAAAAAUUUUUCUCGAUAUAUUGACGAGGCCUGCUCCGCCUCAGACGCGCAGUUAACAAAAUAGAUGUAGGCCCAUCUUAAAUAGUUUUAGCACAGGCAUUCCGCAACCGAUUUGCUUGUGACAGAACGCGUGCAUUGGAGAGCGAUGUAAAAUCCGGAUAGGCUACAUAGCUUACAAGUCAGUCAACGAGGCUUUUGCUGGUUGUGGCAAUGGAUCGCGUCGUUGAAAUUGAUUUGUCCGAGAAGAAGGAGAAACGAUCGCUGGAACGUUUCGGAAUCUCACUAAAAUCCAUCACCAGGCUAAUACAGCUCUUGUUCCGGCGAUCGUGUCUCCUUCUUCGCGACUUAUUCCCAGAACUCGUCUCUUCGCUUUUGUUAGUAAAUCGAUUUGCCCAUUAAACCACAAGUUUUACAGUAGACGGGCGAAGUAGCCUCAGUACUUUUCCGUCAAAAGCUUUCAAACCUCAGAGAAGUUUUGCAGUAUAAAAGUUUAUGAUUGACAAAGCACAAGGGGAGGGGACGGGGCGGGGAAUCAGAGGGUUUGAGGGGAGCGUGAAGCAAAUGUUGACUGGAAGAGACGCCAAGAAAUGCGAUUGAAGAGCACUUCACAUUCCAAUUUCUCGGGGUCGUCGGUAGCCGCUUCUACCUUCAUCACCAUGGAAUUUCCGUAAAGCCAACUGCAACAGAAACACAAAGCUGGAUGUUAGAUAUCUUAAAUUAAAAGAGAGGUGCAUUGAACGAAAAGAAAGUGGCCCAUAAUUUCACCUCAGAGACGCUGAGAGAUCAAUCUGAACGAGACUGGGACCGACUCAAUGAGCGAAAAGAAUGGUGAAGCCGAAACCGAUGACAGCAAGAUACGGAGCCGUAACUAAGGCGUAAAGUAAACGAAUGACUCCGUUUUAGGUCCCGUGGACUCCCCGCUUACAGUAUAGAUAUGGAUUUCAGCCAUUUCUACCGUCGCCGGUUCCUACAUGGUCUUGAGUAAGGUCGGCCAGUUGGAAUCGAUCCUUGGCAACGUAUCUCAUAAAACAUUAACCAAAAAUUUGAAAUGUGUUCUCGGUUAGAAAGAAUUACUUAGAUGGUGUCCUAGGAUUAUCAUGCAGGCAUGAAUGGGACGCCAAGUUAAAUGUCCCUCUUCCCGGUCACCGACAAAAUUCACUCUCUAAAAUGACUACGCAAGUAGCAUGGAUAUUUCCGCUCACUGUCGAUGCCCUUAAAAAUGCAAGCACGCUCUUUAGAAGGCAUGGACAAAACAUCCUCUCCUGUACUCAUUUUGUAGUAAAUUAGGUCUUUUUCAAGUUUUCUAUUCGAAGAAUAAUACUUUUCAGCCUUAAAAGGCUUGUUGUUAUGGAAUGUCCAAUCGAACAGCGUCAUAUCUGCUCAUUUAUUGAUUAUGUUUGUGAGGUUCAUGCCCGUUGGGAAAUUUCGUAGGCGUCCCUGGUAUCUCGUCGACGGCAUAGAGAAAUGUUCGGUAUUUCUGAAUAAAAAGUGGAUAGCUUGUAGUUUGGAAACCCUAAACACGAGUGGAACGGCAGAUAGGGUUCAAACUACUUUAAGAAUUGAAAAACACUUUCCCGAGACAGAACUAGACCAUUUCUUUGAGGAGACACCUUGAAGAGGACAUAAUUUUCUGCAUAAUGAAUAUAGGACGAGAUACUUUGUACAUGGUUCCUAAAAAGUAUGCCCAAAUUUAUAAGAGCUUCAGAAAUUAGUAGAAAAAGUCACAUUUAUUAAGUAGUAUUUCAGUGGGAUUUUCACAGGCGGUCGGAAAGACACGUCCAAAAGCCGGCAUCCUAGCGUGACUGUAGUAGAUUGAGAUUAUACUGCAAGACAAUUAGUAUUACAAACCCACCCAGGCAAUCCCUUCUAACAGAGAUCGUAAUUCGGAAUUUAAAGUAGUGUUUCAUGGAAUACGUUACCUGCUGCUACAUAAUUGAUAUGAUGCGCUAGGUACAUCCCUGACACGCACGCGGCGGUUUCUGGAUGAUGAUGAUGAUGAUGAUGAUGAUGAUGAUGAUGAUGAUGAUGAUGAUGAUGAUGAUGAUGAUGAUGAUGAUGAUGAUGAUGAUGAUGAUGAUGAUGAUGAUGAUGAUGAUGAUGAUGAUGAUGAUGAUGGUCAAGCUAACACAGACUGGCACAUAUUCACUGCCCUUCUUGGAAAAGCCAGCAUGACCCGUCGGGGAUCCUGA
Spirometra erinaceieuropaei is the source of this 3762-nucleotide messenger RNA. The record is from the annotation of a GenBank genome assembly. Lineage: Eukaryota; Metazoa; Platyhelminthes; Cestoda; Diphyllobothriidea; Diphyllobothriidae.